Messenger RNA from Meleagris gallopavo (turkey), 1903 nucleotides. RefSeq names its product growth differentiation factor 9 (gene GDF9). Gene Ontology annotation, molecular function: cytokine activity; growth factor activity. Lineage: Eukaryota; Metazoa; Chordata; Aves; Galliformes; Phasianidae. The record is from RefSeq and is a predicted model, not a curated record. Gene Ontology annotation, cellular component: extracellular region.
ACGUGCGAAGACUCAGCCCGGCCGCACGCACACACGUGGGUUCCACAGCCAGCUGCGGAGCUUUGCCUUUGGUUUCUAAUCACAAAGAAAUCGCACACAGCUGAAACGUAUAUAAGGGCUCGUGCUCGCAUGCUCUUUUUCUCUCGAAUGUUUUGGGGGAGGCGUUGUUAGGCUGCAGCUCCGAAGAGCAUGGCGGGUACCUGGAGGAUCUGCGUUUGUUUCUAUUGCUGCAUUCAGUGGCUUUCUUCUAGCAUCCAGUGCUCCCCCCGCUCCAGGGAUCGCGCAGCACCUGACAAACUCUCCGGGCUCCUGGAAGCUCCUGAGCUCAGCGAGCUCCACCCGCUGCUGCGGCUGCCCCAGGGUGCGAGCCGAGGCUGUGCCCUCCUGCCCCCCCUGCUCAAAGUGCUGUCCGACCAGGGACGUCAGAGCUGGGAAAGCGGGACCCCCAGGCUCCAGCCGGACUCCCGAGCCCUGCGGUACAUGAAGAGGCUGUAUAAGAUGUAUGCCACCAAGGAGGGAAUCCCGAAGGCCCACAAGAGCCACCUCUAUAACACCGUUCGACUUUUCACCCCGUGUUCCGAGUGCCAGCACCGCCACAGGGAUCUGAUUACAGGAGACCUUCACUCGGUGGAUUUGCUCUUCAACCUGGAUCGUGUUACUGCUCUCGAGCACUUACUCAAGUCUGUCUUGCUCUACUCAUUUGACACCUCAGUUCCCACUUCUUCCUUUAUGUGCACGUGCCAUUUGUCUGUUAAGGAGCAUGAUUUUUCUAGCCAAGUAUGUCCCAGCGUUUCGCACUCCGUAGCUUUUAGCCUGCACUUUGAAGUUAGAAAGCGCAAGUGGGUUGAGAUCGAUGUGACUUCUUUUCUGCAGCCUCUCAUUGCUGCUAACAGGAGGAAUAUUCACAUGGCUGUGAACUUCACUUGUCUUUUGGGUAACCCACAACAUAACGCUAAACAGGAUAAUCUCAUUAAUAUGGCUCUGGUCCCCCCUUCUCUUCUUCUUUACCUAAAUGAUACCAGCGAGCAAGCUUAUCACAGGUGGAACUCACUCAGGCACAGAAGGAAAAGCCCGGUGCGGCCCAAGCAAAGGAACAGUCUGUUCGCUGAUGUGACGGGUGGCCAAGGAAGAGAGAACACGCAGGGUAAAAGGGCAUCUCGGCAUCGAAGGGAAGAGAAUCUGAAGGAAGCUCCAGCAACUCCGCCUCAAAAUUUGAGUGAAUAUUUCAAACAAUUUCUGUUUCCUCAAAACGAGUGUGAGCUUCACAGCUUCCGUUUAAGCUUUAGCCAACUAAAAUGGGACAAAUGGAUAAUAGCACCGCAUCGAUACAGCCCUCAGUACUGCAAGGGUGACUGUCCCAGGGUGGUUCGGCACCGCUACGGCUCUCCUGUACAUACAAUGGUGCAGAACAUAAUAUAUGAGAAAUUGGACUCCUCUGUUCCCAGGCCCUCCUGUGUUCCUGCUGAAUACAGCCCUCUGAGCGUCCUGACAAUAGAGCCUGAUGGCUCCAUAGUCUACAAAGAAUACGAGGACAUGAUAGCUACUAAGUGCACUUGUCGGUAGUGGGUGUAUCCUAAGCUGCUUUACACUUAGUUUGGGUGUUUUGCAUUCUCAGAAUAUUUGUAGCAUUUGUGUAAUUCUAACACCUCUUUCAAACUGAAUAGGAUUUCGCAUGGGAUAAGAGGGUGUUUAUAUAAUAGCACUAUUUUUGUAGCCACUCAGUCUUUCUAGAACGUGAAAAUAAAUGUAAAUAUCUUUUUAUUGGAAUAAUAUUGCAUUUGAACAGAAGUGGUUUCAACUACCAGAUGCCUAUUUUAAGCUAUUUUGUUACAGAUUUAAUAAUAAAUAAAAUGAAUGCUUAUCACUCAUAUCACUUAAAUUCAGUGUCUGAUGGUCUUCCUCU